AUGAGUAAUAUGAAUAGCAUUCAAGAGGAUCAAUCUAUUCCUCAAAAUUUUAUGUCAAAGGAGGGCAAUACAUACGGGCAGCGAGAUUCCGGUUUUUUUCGAGGAACUGAAGACGCGAUGCCAGCUCCUAAAUUAUAUCCCAAACUAAGUGCGCGAUCAGCCACUACUCAAUAUCAGUUCAAGGAAUCGUUAAAUAAGCGUGUAAAUGACCGUCUACAUUCUUUAGAAAUGCAUCGGCCAUCUUAUGACGCUCCUAUGGCUUCAUAUUCUUCGGCGCCUUCCCAUGGUAGUACACCCCGACAAAUGCGCAUGCACCCACCUCAAAUUUUUCAGCACAAGACUCCCGAAUUUAAGCAUCGAAAACGAAAUGCAGAGUCUGUUGUCACGCCAAAAGCUCCUGUUACUUCGGCAGGUGUCCCUACGAAUAAUGCACCUAAUACUUCCACACAAGCACUCCGUCAGCCUGCUCCCGCUUCCUAUGUACCCUCAUCGACAUCAUCCUUUUCAUUCCGUCCACCAAAUACGAGCUCACAACCUCAAAUCGAUGAUCAAUCUGCCUCGCACGUAGCUUCGGUCAGUUCUCAAAAGAACAAUCCUGCCGAUUCCUCCAUGCAGGUUGCACAACCCGUCUCUCGUUUUGCGCCAGCACCUCCAUCGACAGAAUUAAGCAAUCCUUCGAUUCCAAAUUCCUCUGACUUACCUCCAGAAAUAACCCUUAGUGCUUCACAGAAGCAGCAAGCAGCACUGGAGGCCGAAGUAGAAAGCUACAAGGCGAAGCUGAAUGGCAGUCAGCAUGAAAUAAAUUCUCUUCAUACUUCUUUAUCGUAUCUUUCUGGCCAAUUAAUUGCGAUGAAUGAGCAAUAUCAACAUCUGCAAAACGAAUAUGCUGUCGCUUCGUCUGCUAAGGGUACUAGUCAAAAGCUUAUUGAAGCACAGGAAGAAGACAAGACAUCCGUCUCUAGUGUUUCUUCUUCUUCUUCUUCUGCAAAAAGGCAAACGUACACUCAGGAAGAUGUUGACAAGUUGCUUCAGGAACGAAUGGAAAAAGUCGCUGAAGAUCUUCAUGCUCAGUAUUCUGCUAAACAUACCCAAAAAAUUUCUGCUUUCAAAGUCAAUUAUGCGAAAAAGUAUGAUUUUACUAUACAAGAGCUACAACAACAAGUUACCGUUGCCGCUGCUAAUUCCAACGUUGGUGAUCCCUCUUGGGAAUUAGAAAGGAGAAAUCUGCAGGAGGACAACGAUACCCUUCGAAAACAAUUGGAAAGAGCUAUUCAAGAGCGCCAAGAAAUGUCUGCCUUCUUGGAGAACUUUAGAGCUGACAUGGCCUCUACUGAUCGUAGUUUUAUCCAAAAACAAUCUGAACAAACGGAUAACUUGAAUGUCUUGAAUUCUCAAAUUGAAGCUUUGCAAGAGCAGCUUAGAAUUGAACGAGAUGAACGUCAAGCAGUUAUUCGAAUGAGCGAAGAGCUUGCUCAAGUUAUAGAAACUCUUGGAACAAAGUAA
Messenger RNA from Schizosaccharomyces osmophilus, 1503 nucleotides. RefSeq names its product TACC protein Alp7 (gene alp7). Bases 1 to 1503 code for a protein of 500 amino acids. The record is from RefSeq and is a predicted model, not a curated record. NCBI's taxonomy places the organism in Eukaryota, Fungi, Ascomycota, Schizosaccharomycetes, Schizosaccharomycetales, Schizosaccharomycetaceae. The transcript has a single exon.